GUUUUUUGUUUGACAUGCUAGCUAAUGGAGGAUGCUGCUGCUGAUGGUGUCCCUAAGGAUUCCCAGGAAAAUUUGGAAAAAGAUACUUCUUUGACUAAACAAGAAAAAGAAGUGCUCGAGUCCCCCAAAAAGCAAGUGAUAAAGAAAGAUAUCAAAGAGCCAGCACUUGAUCAAGCAGAAAUGGAUGAUUCUCCUAUAAUGGGCGUUAUGAGCUCGAAAUCUGAGUCAGUGGAUGCUCAAAGUCUAAAGGUAAGUGAGAGCUCAAUAAAGAAGGCCAUCUGGGAGAGAGCUGAUCACUUCAGAGAUAAUUCCGAGUCAAUAACUCUGGCUGGUGUUCGUAGACUUUUGGAAGAAGAUCUUGGUCUUGAGAAAAAUACUCUUGAUGCCUUUAAGAAGUUUAUUCAUAGUCAAAUAGAUGAGGUGUUAAUACCUUCUGAAGCUCCUAAAUCUAGCAGUGUUAAGAAAAGCCCUGAAAACAAAAGUAAAACAGCAAAGAAGAGUGGUGAAAACUCCAAUUCUAGCAGCAAACGUAAACGUAUAGCAGAAAAAGUAAAAUCAGGAAAGAAUUCUGCUGCAAAAGAAACAGUUGAGAAAUCUGAAGGACUGAAGAAACGGAAAAAACCUAAUUCAGAAGAUAAUGUCCCUGCAGAAAAUCAGAAAGAAGUUUCUAAGAAUCUGUCAGAUGAAGAUAGUGACGGAGACACUGAUAAGAGUGAUUCUGAAGAUGGUCAAUCUGGAUCGUCGGCUGAAAUAAUAUCUGACAAGGAGAAAGUUGUAAAGGGAGCAUCAGCUAAUACUGGAUACGGAAAACGUGUGGAACAUCUGAAAUCAAUCUUCAAAGCUUGUGGGAUGAGUGUUGCUCCUUUUCUUUAUAAGAGAGCCAAACAGGUAUCUGACGACAAACGUGAAGGCUUCCUGAUAAAGGAGUUAGAAAAGAUGCUUUCUGCAGAAGGACUAUCAUCGAACCCCACCGAAAAAGAAAUCAAAGAAGUCAAAAAGAGAAAGCAAACAGCAAAAGAAUUGGAAGGUAUUGACUUAAGCAACAUUGUUUCAAAUACACGAAGGAGAUCAACGACCAGCUUUGUGGAUCCUCCAAGACCCAAGUCACCACCUAAAAAUGAUAAGAAUGAUGACAAGGAUGGUGAUAGCGAUGCCGAUGAUGGAAGUGAUGAUGACAAAGACGAUGAUGACGAUGAAGAUGAUGAGAGCAGUCAGAGUGAUGAGGAGUUCAAUGGAGAUGAUGAUGAGGACAGUGAAUGAAGUUUUCUGGUGACUGAAGAUUAUAAUUUACAGAUCAGGGACGGUCUUUCCAAUGUAUCAAUAGUUUCAGUUUCUCAACUUAGAUUUGGGAGCUGAUGUUUAAUGUAUUUUAGAAGUAUAUUUACAAAGAGUUGUGAUAUUUAGCUUUGUUUAGAAGUAUUGAACUUAGCCAGUCAUGGAUAUUAGAUACCAUAUUUGUUAGUUAUCGAGGGACGUUGUACAUGGAACAUCUUUGCUUGUGCAUUGUAGGUGGUGAUAAUCUUCAUGUUUAUGGUGGUAGCAGUGUUUUACAAGGCUUCUUGCCACAAGGCGAGUCUAAGUGGUAAGACUCUUGUCUUACAAGGCCUAUGCCCAAAUUUUCGACUCUGCGUCCCCAAAGUGCAUUGGACGCCCAGCUCUUCAUUUCAUCUCAUCAGUUUUGAUUUGGAAUUCUUCUCAA
Solanum lycopersicum (tomato) is the source of this 1699-nucleotide messenger RNA. Lineage: Eukaryota; Viridiplantae; Streptophyta; Magnoliopsida; Solanales; Solanaceae. The record is from RefSeq and is a predicted model, not a curated record.